AUGCAGUUGUGUGCAGGUUUCUACCAGUGUCUAGACUUAGUUUUUAUUGUGUCGUGUUUAUCAGUUAUCGUCAAUGCAGGCGGUCUUCAUCUUCAUCACUACCACCAUGGAAACGAUUGGAGUUAUGAGGGAGAUCAUGGCCCCAGUCAUUGGCACUCCGUGUUCCCCACGUGUGGAGGUGACAGUCAGUCCCCCGUCCACAUAGAAACUCACAAGGUGUUCGUGGACCGGAAGCUGACCCCGUUUGAGAUGAAAGGUUAUGACCAGGUCCAGAACGUCAACAUGAGUCUGACAAACAACGGACAUACAGUUAAGGUGGACCUAUUGGGUGCCCAGCCCGUGUUACGAGGUGGCGGUCUGUCUGAUGACUUUAAGGUGGAUCAGUUCCACUUCCACUGGGGCGCGGCAGACGACAGGGGGUCAGAGCACGCGCUAGACAACCAGCGUUAUCCAAUGGAGAUGCACAUUGUCCACCAUUCUACAAACUAUGACGACCUGUCUCAGGCAAUGGACAAAGUCAACGGACUCAAAGUUCUAGGAUUCUUUUUUGAG
Messenger RNA from Saccostrea cuccullata (small rock oyster), 552 nucleotides. RefSeq names its product carbonic anhydrase 2-like. The record is from RefSeq and is a predicted model, not a curated record. The annotation marks the transcript as partial. NCBI's taxonomy places the organism in Eukaryota, Metazoa, Mollusca, Bivalvia, Ostreida, Ostreidae. Gene Ontology annotation, molecular function: carbonate dehydratase activity; zinc ion binding. Gene Ontology annotation, cellular component: plasma membrane. The transcript is spliced from 5 exons. Gene Ontology annotation, biological process: one-carbon metabolic process.